UUUUUUGCACCGACGUCAGACAGAGCUGGUACCGACUAAUGAUCCUCACCGUCCCACUGCUGCUCGGGGACCGAAGCUGCACGUUUUUACCGUUCAGAGCCCACCUACCGGGGUUUUACUUCUAGCUUUAAGUUUGCAGCUGCUCUAGUUUCUGUCUGUCGUGAUGUUAAAGCGCUCCGAGGGAACCGCUCAGCUCCUAUUAACGUCUCCCGGCUCGUAUUAAAUCCGAAUCUGCGGCUAAUGCAACAAACAUGUCUCCUCUGUGAGAAAUCUAGCGGUGCUUCUGUAUUGCGGUCAAGUUUACAGGUGUGGCAGUGAGCCCAUGGAGAAGUCAUCAUCUUCAGAGAGAGCGGCGCUUGAGGAGAGAAAAGAACUGGUGGAGGAUGGUGGAGCGCUGAGAGGUGCUGAGGGUGGAGAGGUGACCCCAAGGAAGAGCUCCUCCCGCAAGAGCUUCCGUCUGGACUACCGACUGGAGGAGGACGUGACGAAGUCCUGUCGAGACAAACAUGGCCGCUGGAUGAACCCCUGGCCAACGUGGUGUUUCCCUUCCUACUCGCUGCGCCUCAGAUUCCUGCUGUGGGAUAAAAAUAACAGCAAUGUACCAACAAGUAAAGAGGCUCUGGACAGUGAGCUCCCGGUGAUGGAGCCUUAUUUCGUCCAGAACCCAGACCUGUCCGAGUCUGGUCCGGGUCUGAGGGUCACCUGGCUCGGCCACGCCACAGUUCUGGUUGAGAUGGACGGAGUGAAUAUUCUGACGGAUCCCAUCUUCAGCCAGAGGGCUUCACCGUUCCAGUUUAUCGGGCCCAAAAGGUUCAGAGGGCCUCCCUGCACCGUGGAACAGCUGCCCAGGAUUGAUGUAGUCGUCAUCAGUCAUUCUCAUUACGAUCAUCUGGAUGUUGGAUCUGUGGCCAGCCUCAACGCACGCUUUGGAGGGGAGCUACGCUGGUUCGUGCCCCUCGGUCUGAUGGACUGGCUGGUGAAGAUGGGCUGUGAGAAUGUGAUGGAGCUGGACUGGUGGGAGGAGAACUGCGUCCCGGGUCACGACGAUGUCACGUUUGUCUGCACGCCCGCUCAGCACUGGAGCAAACGCACAGCGAUGGACGAUAACAAGUCUUUAUGGAGCAGCUGGUCUGUUUUGGGUCCAGAUCAUAGAUUCUUUUUCGCUGGUGAUACCGGCUACUGCGCUUCCUUCCAGGAGAUAGGACGACGCUUUGGACCGUUUGACCUCGCAGCAGUCCCUAUCGGAGCGUACCUGCCCAGGGAUGUGAUGCAGGGGCAGCAUGUGGAUCCAGUGGAGGCUGUUCAGAUCCACCAGGACAUUCAGGCCAAACAGUCUGUAGCCAUACACUGGGGGACGUUUGCUCUCGCCUAUGAGUACUACCUGGAGCCGCCGGUUCGUCUCAGAGAGGCUCUGGAAAAGAAAGGACUGACACCAGAAUGUUUCUUCACUCUGCAUCACGGGGAGUCUCGUCUUAUCGCCACAGAGCACGGAGACGUCUUCGAAUGAUGCCGAAGAUUUUAUCAUGUUGAUCCAAGUUUGUAAUGCAUAUACAGUAUGAAUGGAGCUUAUCCGAAGUGAAGAUUAAAAAUGUUCUGUUUACAUGUUAAACGUCUGUCCUGCCAUCACAUGGUCACUGUGAGCAAAACUACAUACAGGAGCUGCAACUCAACCAGAAAAUUAGAUUUACUUUGUGAAAAAAUGUGAUUCUUUGAGGCUGAAAGGUUUUUGAUGUUAAUGUCUGGAUCUGUCAGUGUGCCAUGUACAAAACAAAAAUCAUAGGAUUUAGAAAAGUGGAAAAUAGACGUUUGGUUUUGUAAUUCCAAGAAGAAUUAGUCAUAUUUAGAACAUUUUGUGCAGCCAAGUGCCUCGAUAAAAUGUAUUUUGGUUUGCAUAUAUGUCAUUUGGAAUUUUGUGGUCUGCACAGUAGAAAUAAAAAUCCAAGUAGAUUUUUACAGACCAGAAGUCAAAAACAAAACAAUGGAAAUAAAUCGGAUUAUCGAUCAAAAUGUGACCAGAAUUCAGUUCCAGACUUUCUGAACAUAAGCCAGUCAGAGUACAAUUAGUAACACUGUACUGGUCUGUGUUUUCAUGCUCUUCUGGAGGUGUUAAUGUUGUGUUUCAGGAACAGACCUUCAAUCUGAAGCUGGACUGCAGACGGUGUGAUGCAGCUUUAUGUUCACACUCCGCUGGACUUCAGUUCUCUGUAAUAAGAGAAAAACUAUUAGAGAGAUAUUUACAGUAGAGAUAUGCUGGGUAAUGCCACCGGUAUCCUUUUCUUCUGAAUGUACUUUAGCCAGCCCAAAACUCCUGAAGACACAAAAGUAUUUAAUCUAUUUUUGCUGUCUGACAAACUCCCAGCCACAGUUUGCUGAUACAUGCAGAGCUGCAGGAGUUGAGCUGGGUUCAACUUCAUGGUGUAGCUUUAGGAUUUUGCUGCUCUAUAACUACAGCACAAACACCGUCUCUCAGCUUUGUCAGUGCGAUUGUUCACAUUUUUAUUCCUUAGAACUUUAGUCUGAUGGGUUUGCUUUGGAGAGAAAUGAGGCUGUUGAGGUGAUUUUUGUGUUUUAUGCCAGAAUGUAAAACAGAUAACAGCACAAUGGACUGUAAAGCUAAACAGCUAACUGUAGUUUACACUUGAUCUGUGUCACUGAAUUGCCCAUUAAAUGUACCUUGCAUUUAAAAUGUG
Molecule: messenger RNA, 2690 nt
Organism: Acanthochromis polyacanthus (spiny chromis)
Lineage: Eukaryota; Metazoa; Chordata; Actinopteri; Pomacentridae
Gene: napepld
Product: N-acyl phosphatidylethanolamine phospholipase D
Exons: 10
Coding region: 323-1507 (394 amino acids)
Biological process (GO): N-acylethanolamine metabolic process; N-acylphosphatidylethanolamine metabolic process
Cellular component (GO): membrane-bounded organelle; cytoplasm
Molecular function (GO): N-acylphosphatidylethanolamine-specific phospholipase D activity; zinc ion binding
Source: RefSeq, a predicted model, not a curated record